AUGUUGGAUAUCACAAUCUCGGACAUUCAUUCCUUAGGCCAAAAGGAAGCAUUCGAGAUUCUCGCACAGAUUGCACGCGUCGAGAAAAAGGCAUUCCCCAGCAAUGAAGCUUUUCCCUUUGGCCAAGAGCUGUGGCGGAAGAAGCCCAAUACACGAGUUCUAUAUGCUACCAGUGCCCCGGUCCCAGGUGUCCGUCCUGUUCUUAUCGCGUAUGCUGUCUAUGUCCGGCAGAAGGGAGCAGCUCUACUACACAAAGUGUGCGUGAUAGAGGCGCUUCGUCGACAUGGUGUCGGACAGAGAUUAAUGGAGUAUAUCCAGCAGCGUCUACAAAAGGAAGGGUGCCAGUACAUUCAGUUGUGGGUAGACAAAGUCAGGAAGCCUGCGCGAGCAUUGUAUACUCGCAACGGGUUCAAAGAACGGGAGGAGAUCGCGAACUACUACGCCCCUGGACGUACUGGCAUCAGGAUGGUACUUGAUCUUGAAUGUGGUGUUUGA
Molecule: messenger RNA, 495 nt
Organism: Aspergillus ruber CBS 135680
Lineage: Eukaryota; Fungi; Ascomycota; Eurotiomycetes; Eurotiales; Aspergillaceae
Product: GNAT family N-acetyltransferase
Exons: 1
Coding region: 1-495 (164 amino acids)
Molecular function (GO): acyltransferase activity, transferring groups other than amino-acyl groups
Source: RefSeq, a predicted model, not a curated record